Molecule: messenger RNA, 682 nt
Organism: Solanum stenotomum
Lineage: Eukaryota; Viridiplantae; Streptophyta; Magnoliopsida; Solanales; Solanaceae
Product: non-specific lipid-transfer protein 2
Exons: 2
Coding region: 92-436 (114 amino acids)
Biological process (GO): lipid transport
Cellular component (GO): membrane
Molecular function (GO): lipid binding
Source: RefSeq, a predicted model, not a curated record
UUUGUACCCAACACUCAAAACAAAUACAUUUGUAGUACUAUAUCAUUCUCUACUAUAUAUUUCUAUCGAUCUUUACUCAAUUUUUGUAACAAUGGAAAUGUUUGGCAAAAUUGCAUGCUUUGUUCUUUUGUGCAUGGUGGUGGUUGCACCCCAUGCAGAGGCAUUGAGUUGCGGCCAGGUUACGUCUGGCUUGGCUCCAUGCCUCCCUUAUCUUCAGGGUCGCGGCCCUAUUGGAGGGUGUUGUGGUGGUAUUAAGGGUCUGUUGGGUGCAGCCAAGACCCCAGCGGAUCGAAAGACAGCAUGCACUUGCCUCAAAUCAGCCGCUAGUGCUAUUAAAGGCAUUAAUGUGGGCAAAGCCGCUGGUAUCCCUAGAGUUUGUGGCGUAAACAUUCCUUACAAGAUCAGCCCCUCCACUGACUGCUCCAAGGUCCGGUAAGAUUGAUGAAAGCUCAAUUUUCUAAAGGCAUAAUUUGAUAGUAACGUAAUCUAGCUUGCGAAGAAAAAUAAAGAUGGAUAUAUUGAUCGAUCGAGUUUAAUCCAUCAUUUUAUAUGUUGUCUCUUUUCUUUUGUAUUUGUAUUUGUUGGAGUACUUAUUAUAUAUAGUCGAGUACAUGUAAUGAACCUUGGUGGUUGGUUGUAUUACAACCCAAUCUUCAUAGUAAUAUAUACAUGAUAUUCUACU